Psilocybe cubensis is the source of this 2580-nucleotide messenger RNA. RefSeq lists its product as uncharacterized. Lineage: Eukaryota; Fungi; Basidiomycota; Agaricomycetes; Agaricales; Agrocybaceae. The transcript is spliced from 14 exons. The record is from RefSeq and is a predicted model, not a curated record. Gene Ontology annotation, molecular function: metalloaminopeptidase activity. The coding region runs from base 1 to 2580 and encodes 859 amino acids.
AUGGCGCCUCCACCACCGCCGCCGCUAUGCUUCCCGUUCUCGAAUAAAAAGCCCAAGCGACGUCUCUCCUGGUCUAGCUCUGAUUCACGCCAGCCCCUGCCGCCUCCUCCCGCGAAGGAUCAGAAGGUCGUCAGACAUCCCUCAUUUUCUCCUACAUCUACCUACACCACUCAAGCCGACAGCCUUACCUUUCACUCAGACUCCGAGAAGUACGACGAGCUCCCCUCUGAGCUUCCGGUGCUGCACAAAGACGAGAAAGGACGGUCGAGGCUUAACCGAUCGAACACCAUGACAGGCACCAAAAAAUCGACGACAUCAUCCAAGUGGGGCUAUGGAUGGGGUGUCGGAAAGAAGGACAAAGAGAAGGAGAGGGAGAGGGAGGAUUCUAUGAAUGAGAAAUCGUCAUCCCAGGUGGAUCUUCCUCUAUACCAGCCUGUCGUCCGUCGCGACUCGAGAUCCACGCAAGCAAGUCGCUCGACGCAAAAGACGCAGGAAACGCAUCGGACCUAUGCCAGCCAGAAUAGCAAAGCAUCGGGUCAAUCUCAGGAAACGUAUCGAAGCGGCGGAAGCAAAUCCACAGCUCCUAAGCCUCGCCCACCCUUGGUGUCCGGACACACACUGAAUCCGCAGGACUCGACGUCUACACUGGUUGGAUCUGCGUUUGAACGCAAGAUCAAUGAUGUCGAGUCCAUUCGGAUGAAGCCUGACACGACCGAUCGUCUGGACGAAAUGCGUCGUUUGAUGGCCAAAGACAACUUGGAUUACUACGUCGUGCCAAGCGAAGAUGCUCAUGGCUCAGAAUAUGUUGCUGCUAGUGACAAACGUCGCGAGUUCAUUUCCGGCUUUACGGGAUCGGCAGGGCAGGCGAUCAUCACGAAGAGCUCUGCGUAUCUCUUUACCGACUCACGAUACUGGCUUCAGGCUCAGGAAGAAAUUGACCACAACUGGACUCUGAUCAGGUGUGGUGCCCCUGGUUCUCCCGCUGACUGGAUAGAAUGGCUCGAGGGUCGGGUCAAGGGUUCAAGAAUCGGCAUUGAUGCUCGAAUGAUCUCCCAUGAAAAAGCGACGCUCAUCAACACUAAGAUUAAUGGGAAAGAUUCGAAACUUGUGUAUCCACCUCAAAAUCUAGUUGACCUGAUAUGGGUGGACAAGCCAACAAAGUCGCUCGAGAUGGUGUAUAUCCAGAGUACACUCUUUGCAGGCAAGGACGCUGUUUACAAGUUGGAGAAAUUGCGUGAAUGGAUCAGACAACAGCCGGCCGCUGUGCCGUCCUAUUCCAAGAGCGAGCCUUUGCCGUCGCAGAUGCACACUGCUACACUUGUUACCUCCUUAGCUUGCAUCGCGUAUUUGCUCAAUUUGCGCGGUUCGGAUAUCCCAUACAACCCACUAUUCCAUGGUUAUCUGUUCGUUACGCUGGACAAGGCCUUUUUGUUCGUGGAACCUCAGAAACUACACGACGACGUCAUUGCCUACCUUGACACAAUUGGUGUUCAACGCAAAAGCUAUACCGAUUUAUGGCCUUUCUUGCGACGAAGGGAGUGGGGAGAGGGCAAGGUCCUUAUUGCUCCCCAGACUUCGUAUGCCAUUUCGCUUAUGUUGACUCAUUUCCGGUAUACGGUCGCUCCCUCAUAUGUCGAGGUCAUGAUGUCUGUAAAGAACGAGACCGAGAUCGAAGGCUUGAGACGUGCUUAUCUUCGCGAUGGUGUCUCAUUUGUAAGAUUCCUUGCCUGGCUCGAGUACAAGUUAGCGCAAGGCUACGAUAUCACGGAAUACGAGGCGGGUUUCCGGUUGACGGAGUUUAGGCGGAAGAACAAGUACUUCAUGGGUCUCGCCUACGAGAAUAUCUCUGCCAGUGGACCCAAUGCAGCUCUGCCACACUACUCGCCGAGGAAGUCGACGGCCGCUAUGAUUUCACGAGACCUUCCGUAUCUCAAUGAUUCCGGUGCCCAGUAUUACGAUGGAACCUGCGAUACGACACGCACUAUGCACUUUGGUCGGCCUACACCAGAGAUGUGCGAGGCUUAUACACGUGUUCUGCAAGGUCAUAUCGCUAUCGACACUGCCAUCUUCCCGGAAGGUACUUCUGGCCGCCAACUUGACGUUCUUGCACGCAAGGCUCUGUGGAAGGAUGGUAUGAACUACAUGCAUGGUACGGGUCAUGGAUUUGGUGCGUUUUUGAGUGUACAUGAAGGCCCUCAUGGCUUCGCGAGCAAUGUUCCUCUUGUUCCUGGUCAUGUUAUCACCAACGAGCCUGGAUUCUACCUCGAAGGUAAAUGGGGCAUGCGUAUCGAGUCGGCUCUUGUCGUAACGAGAGUCAAGACACGAGGCCAAUUCAACGGUGACGUUUGGCUAGGGUUCGACCGGUUCACCUGUGUCCCCAUUCAAACUAGAAUGGUCAAGGAGAGCAUGCUCACAAAGGAAGAGAAGCAAUGGAUCAAGGAUCACAACACACGCUGUUAUGACAAGAUUGCACCAUUCCUCAAAGAUGACAAGCGGGCUCUCAAGUGGCUUAAGCGAGAGGCGGAACGGGGCAUAGGCCUCGCACCCGCUGCUGGUGGUAUCUCGAUUGACUGGGAUUGA